This is a messenger RNA of Prunus armeniaca (apricot), 231 nucleotides long. NCBI's taxonomy places the organism in Eukaryota, Viridiplantae, Streptophyta, Magnoliopsida, Rosales, Rosaceae. The record is from the annotation of a GenBank genome assembly.
AUGUUACCUAAUCUCAACAGGGACACAUUGCUGAAACCCGAGGCACCAAUUGGUGGUGCUAAUGUUCCUCAUCUGUUGACCAAUGAUGAAUCAUUGGCUAAAAAGGUGUACAUGUGUGGGAGCUACCACCGCUUUAUAGCUGACGAUCCUAGAGCCAUUUGCCCACAGUGCAAAUAUACUCUCUCUACCGAGGUGCCUUAUGUUGCAGCACAGGCUAUCACGGAAGGAUAG